Messenger RNA from Nicotiana tabacum (common tobacco), 2764 nucleotides. Its product is annotated as cell division cycle protein 48 homolog. Gene Ontology annotation, molecular function: polyubiquitin modification-dependent protein binding; ATP hydrolysis activity; ATP binding. NCBI's taxonomy places the organism in Eukaryota, Viridiplantae, Streptophyta, Magnoliopsida, Solanales, Solanaceae. Gene Ontology annotation, biological process: autophagosome maturation; mitotic spindle disassembly; retrograde protein transport, ER to cytosol. The record is from RefSeq and is a predicted model, not a curated record. Gene Ontology annotation, cellular component: cytosol; VCP-NPL4-UFD1 AAA ATPase complex; nucleus.
CUACUUGUAAGUUGUAUCUAUCUAUAUUCUAUAUUCUAUACAGGCCACCGAUUUCUGGAGCUUUGUAUUGUAAGAGUAGUAUUCUUCCUCUUCGCAGCUCACGUACGAACAUGGCGGACCCAACUUGUUCCACUUCCGACCCGACAAGUAGUAAAAAAGAUUUUUCAACUGCAAUUUUGGAGAGGAAGAAAUCCCCUAACCGCCUUAUUGUUGAUGAGGCCUUAAAUGAUGACAAUUCAGUGGUAUCUAUGCAUCCUGCUAAAAUGGAAGAGCUGCAACUAUUUCGAGGAGAUACCGUCUUGCUAAAGGGUAAAAAACGGAAGGACACUGUUUGCAUUGUCCUUGCAGAUGAUCAAUGUGAAGAACCUAAGAUCAGAAUGAACAAAGUAGUUCGAGCUAAUCUUAAUAUUCGUCUUGGGGAUGUUGUAUCUGUACAGCAGUGUCCUGAUGUUAAGUAUGCGAAGCGUGUUCACAUUCUUCCAAUUGAUGACACAGUUGAGGGUCUCACUGGCAACCUGUUUGAUGCGUACUUGAAGCCAUACUUCUUGGAGUCUUACCGUCCUGUCAGGAAGGGCGAUCUCUUCGUAGUCAGAGGUGGUAUGCGCAUUGUUGAAUUUAAAGUGGUUGAGACGGAGCCUGGAGAAUAUUGUGUUGUUGCACCUGAUACAGAGAUCUUUUGUGAGGGAGAACCUGUCAAGCGUGAAGAUGAGGAGAGACUAAAUGAAGUUGGAUAUGACGAUGUUGGGGGUGUGAGGAAGCAAAUGGCUCAGAUUCGUGAGCUCGUUGAACUCCCUCUGAGGCAUCCUCAGCUAUUCAAGGCAAUUGGUGUGAAACCACCAAAAGGUAUUCUCCUGUAUGGUCCUCCGGGAUCGGGGAAAACCCUGAUUGGAAGAGCUGUGGCCAAUGAGACAGGUGCAUUUUUCUUUCUGAUUAAUGGACCUGAAAUAAUGUCUAAAUUGGCUGGUGAGAGUGAGGGUAACUUGAGGAAGGCAUUUGAGGAAGCCGAGAAGAAUGCACCAUCCAUCAUAUUUAUUGAUGAGCUAGACUCAAUUGCUCCAAAGCGAGAAAAGACACAUGGUGAAGUUGAGCGGCGUAUUGUUUCCCAACUUCUGACAUUAAUGGAUGGGCUCAAGUCUCGAUCUCAUGUGAUUGUCAUGGGGGCCACCAACAGACCUAACAGCAUUGAUCCUGCUCUCAGGAGAUUUGGGAGAUUUGACCGAGAGAUUGACAUUGGCGUACCAGAUGAAGUAGGGCGGUUGGAGAUCCUACGUAUUCAUAGCAAAAAUAUGAAGCUCGCUGAUAAUGUUGAUCUAGAAAGAGUUGCAAGAGAUACGCAUGGUUAUGUUGGAGCUGAUCUUGCUGCCUUGUGCACUGAGGCUGCGCUGCAAUGUAUCAGAGAGAAAAUGGAUGUUAUUGACUUGGAGGAUGAGACUAUCGAUGCUGAAGUUUUGAAUUCAAUGGCUGUCACUAAUGAGCAUUUUCAAACUGCUCUGGGUGCUUCAAAUCCAUCAGCAUUACGUGAAACAGUUGUGGAGGUUCCCAACAUCUCUUGGGAGGAUAUUGGGGGCCUGGACAAUGUCAAGCGGGAACUUCAAGAGACUGUUCAGUACCCAGUUGAGCAUCCUGAGAAGUUUGAGAAGUUUGGCAUGUCACCCUCUAAAGGGGUUCUUUUCUAUGGACCUCCUGGUUGUGGUAAAACUUUGCUUGCAAAAGCUAUUGCAAACGAGUGUCAGGCUAACUUUAUUAGUGUGAAAGGACCGGAGUUGCUUACAAUGUGGUUUGGAGAAAGUGAAGCAAAUGUUCGGGAAAUAUUUGACAAGGCACGGCAGUCUGCUCCAUGUGUACUGUUCUUUGAUGAACUUGAUUCCAUUGCUAUGCAGAGGGGGCAUUCUGUGGGAGAUGCUGGUGGUGCUGCUGAUAGAGUACUCAAUCAAUUGUUGACGGAAAUGGAUGGAAUGACGGCAAAGAAAACAGUAUUCAUCAUUGGGGCAACUAAUAGGCCAGACAUUAUUGACCCUGCACUGCUCAGACCAGGUCGUCUAGACCAAUUAAUUUACAUCCCCCUCCCUGAUGAAGCUUCCCGUCUUCAAAUCUUCAAAGCAUGUUUGCGGAAGUCCCCUGUCUCUAAGGAUGUGGAUCUGGCAGCUCUCUCACGGUAUACACAUGGUUUUAGUGGUGCAGACAUAACUGAGAUUUGUCAGCGAGCAUGCAAAUACGCCAUCAGAGAAAACAUUGAAAAGGAUAUUGAGAGAAAGAGAAAGAGGAGUGAGAACCCUGAAGCCAUGGAUGAAGAUGACAGUGAUGAAGUGGCUGAAAUUAAGCCUGCACACUUUGAGGAGUCCAUGAAAUAUGCUCGAAGAAGUGUGAGUGAUGCUGACAUUAGGAAGUACCAGGUUUUUGCUCAAACAUUACAGCAAUCACGCGGAUUUGGAACUGAGUUCAAAUUUGCAGAGCACGCAGCUAAUACUACAGCAACUGGGGCAACAACCAACCCAUUCGCUUCUGCUAAUGCUGCUGGAGACGACGAUGACUUGUAUAGUUAAUAAGUACCUUAUACAGCCUAAUAAUAGUGAGUGUUGUUGAGGUUUACAUAUAGACAGGGAUGAUAGGGUGCUGGAAAAAUGGAAGUUUUGUUAAUAGUCUUAGGUUAGUGGUUAGUAGUAUACCUUAGUAUUUUUGCAUGUUGCCACUCUUAUAUGAAAGAAAUAAUAGUAGAUUGCACUAAAUGUUUCCUUCUGUGGUGCUAAUGUAAUGUAAAAAUGAA